This is a messenger RNA of Pongo pygmaeus (Bornean orangutan), 1712 nucleotides long. It is a transcript of the gene RPL13A, whose product is annotated as ribosomal protein L13a. Gene Ontology annotation, cellular component: cytosolic large ribosomal subunit; ribosome. Lineage: Eukaryota; Metazoa; Chordata; Mammalia; Primates; Hominidae. The transcript has 8 exons. The coding region runs from base 610 to 1221 and encodes 203 amino acids. The record is from RefSeq and is a predicted model, not a curated record. Gene Ontology annotation, molecular function: structural constituent of ribosome; mRNA binding. Gene Ontology annotation, biological process: negative regulation of translation; translation.
CAUGGUGGCGCGCCCCUGUAGUCCAAGUUACUGAAGAGGCUGAGGCAGGAGGAUCCCUUGAGCCCGGGAAGUGGAGGCUGCGGUGAGCCAUGAUCACCCCACAGCACUCUGGCGUGGACAACACAGCGAGACCCUGUCUCAGAAAAUAAAGUAUGCCCAGACUGCGCGCGGAAGGGCGGGCCUGGCGGGUCUGGUCUCCCCAUGCGGGCCACCAGAGGCCCUGCAGCCUUCAGUCGUUUGAAGGGGUAAUGGCGCUUCCCCCCACAAACAUGGCGGACACAGCGUGUGAACGAGAUGAACAGCCCCUCAAAAAUAUGGCCGCCGAGGCUGGACGGCCGCUCCCCAGCAGCACCGCCUCCACGCCCCACGUGAUCUCUCGCCGGGCACAGCUCUGACCGCGGAGGUCCAACCGGAAGAAUGUCCGGAUUGGACAUUCGGAAGAGAACCCGCCUUCCCGUGGGGAAUCUCUGCGCACGCGCAGAACGCUUUGACCAAUGAAAACACAGAAAGCGGUCUGCGCAACCGCGCUGCGUCACUUCUGCCGCCCCUGUUUCAAGGGAUAAGAAAGCCUGCGACAAGCCCUCCUCCUUUCCCAAGCUGCUGCCGAAGAUGGCGGAGGUGCAGGUCCUGGUGCUUGAUGGUCGAGGCCAUCUCCUGGGCCGCCUGGCGGCCAUCGUGGCUAAACAGGUACUGCUGGGCCGGAAGGUGGUGGUUGUACGCUGCGAAGGCAUCAACAUUUCUGGCAAUUUCUACAGAAACAAGUUGAAGUACCUGGCUUUCCUCCGCAAGCGGAUGAACACCAACCCUUCCCGAGGCCCCUACCACUUCCGGGCCCCCAGCCGCAUCUUCUGGCGGACCGUGCGAGGUAUGCUGCCCCACAAGACCAAGCGAGGCCAGGCCGCUCUGGACCGUCUCAAGGUGUUUGACGGCAUCCCACCGCCCUAUGACAAGAAAAAGCGGAUGGUGGUUCCUGCUGCCCUCAAGGUUGUGCGUCUGAAGCCUACAAGAAAGUUUGCCUAUCUGGGGCGCCUGGCUCAUGAGGUUGGCUGGAAGUACCAGGCAGUGACAGCCACCCUGGAGGAGAAGAGGAAAGAGAAAGCCAAGAUCCACUACCGGAAGAAGAAACAGCUCAUGAGGCUACGGAAACAGGCCGAGAAGAACGUGGAGAAGAAAAUUGACAAAUAUACAGAGGUCCUCAAGACCCACGGACUCCUGGUCUGAGCCCAAUAAAGACUGUUAAUUCCUCAUGCGUGGCCUGCCCUUCCUCCAUCGUCGCCCUGGAAUGUGCGGGACCCAGGGGCAGCAGCAAUCCAGGUGCCACAGGCAGCCUGGGACAUAGGAAGCUGGGAGCAAGGAAAGGGUCUUAGUCACUGCCUCCCGAAGUUGCUUGAAAGCACUCGGAGAAUUGUGCAGGUGUCAUUUAUCUAUGACCAAUAGGAAGAGCAACCAGUUACUGUUAGUGAAAGGGAGCCAGAAGACUGAUUGGAGGGCCCUAUCUUGUGAGUGGGGCAUCUGUUGGACUUUCCACCUGGUCAUAUACUCUGCAGCUGUUAGAAUGUGCAAGCACUUGGGGACAGCAUGAGCUUGCUGUUGUACACAGGGUAUUUCUAGAAGCAGAAAUAGACUGGGAAGAUGCACAACCAAGGGGUUACAGGCAUCGCCCGUGCUCCUCACCUGUAUUUUGUAAUCAGAAAUAAAUGCUUUUAAAGAAA